This is a messenger RNA of Humulus lupulus (European hop), 1217 nucleotides long. RefSeq names its product zinc finger protein CONSTANS-LIKE 6. NCBI's taxonomy places the organism in Eukaryota, Viridiplantae, Streptophyta, Magnoliopsida, Rosales, Cannabaceae. Gene Ontology annotation, biological process: regulation of DNA-templated transcription. The record is from RefSeq and is a predicted model, not a curated record. Bases 71 to 853 code for a protein of 260 amino acids. Gene Ontology annotation, cellular component: nucleus. The transcript has 3 exons. Gene Ontology annotation, molecular function: protein binding.
UUAUAUAUUAUAUAUAGGCCUAAUAAAGAAAAAGGAAUUAAAAAAAAGAGACUCACAUACAAAAGUGGAUAUGGGUUACAACGCUUUAAUCUUAAGAAGCCCAAAGAAAGAAGAACAACAAGUCCCGGACUCCAUUGUUACUAAUGACUUGUCCGAGGGCAAAGACAGUAAUUUGGCCAGUGAAGAAGUUGAUAUACUGGAAGAUUUGGAGAGAAUUCUGGGCAUUAAUGAAGAAGAAGCUCAUAAGUUGACUAAGUGUAGUACUAAUGUUAGUCAACUUAACUGGGAAUUCAUGGAAUGGGAUGAGUUUCGUAAUGGAGAUGAAGAAGCUGAAGAUGAAGAGGAAGACAUCUCAGAGCAGAAGAUGUUAUUCGACAAGGAUUAUUAUUAUGAUAAAAAUUACAAGUGCUUCUUUGAAGAAGAUGAGGAAUAUUUAGAAGAAGAAGAAGAAGAAGAAGAAGAAGAAGAAAGAUACUACAGAAGGGGUGAUGUAGGUAAUGUUAUAAAUAUCAAGAAAGAGCAAGUUGGGUUUUGGGAUGAUGAUUAUAAUAAGAACGCUUCGUUGAAUCUGAGCUUGAAUUAUCAAGAGGUUUUGGAUGCUUGGUCCGAUCGUGGCUCUCUCUGGGCUGAUGAGUACUCUCUUUCAGUGGCAUCAAAUGGCUCUAAUAAUACUUAUAUGGGAGAAGUUCCAGUGUUAAUGGAAGAAGAAAGAAGAAGAAGGGAAGCUAGUGUUCUUAGGUACAAGGAGAAACGCCAGACUAGACUCUUCUCGAAAAAGAUAAGAUAUCAAGUUCGCAAACUCAAUGCAGAUAAAAGACCCAGACUCAAGGGUCGUUUUGUGAAGAGAGUUUAAAGAGAAUUGUGCUGAAAAAGGGUAUGAAAUAUCUAUAUUACGUAUACCAAAAUAUCUGAUAACUCCACCAGUGGACUUUUCCUUGCACAAUCAAAAUAUCUUUAUAUAUCUCUUUUUAUUUUUUAAAAAAAGAUCAGUCGCUAUAAAAUUAUUUAUUUAUUUGUUCUGGGCACCUAGCUAGUUGUGGAAUUAUGUUUUUCUCGAAACGUCGAUAUCUUGAAUUAUUGCUGCUGUUGUUCUUCACAAUAUCUAUUCUAGCUAGGGCAUGGCCUUUCUCUGGCAUAUAGUUUAUAGUGGUGGACUGUACGUAUACACACAUUUUAUAUGUGCAAAUAUAUAUAACACGUAUGUAAUAUUCUAUAUC